UCAGCGGGGGGUUCAACCCCCAGACCUCCAGAAAUGACGUCAGAAUCCUUUGCAUCCCGCUGCCUCUACCUGCCCUGUCCGGCUGGGACCCUGCCUCGCCGGCCCCAUGGCCAGAGGGUUGGAGGGGCGCUGCCCGGUGACCUACACAGACUGAGACAGGAUCAGGAUCGCCAUGAAUGGAGACCUCCGGAAAAGCUCUGGAGCCGAGGCCCAGGGGGCCCACCGGAGGCCCACGGGGAGACCCUGGGAGGGGGCUGAACCGCAGCCUCCCCACAGCCCCCCAAAGCCCAGGCUUUGGAAGGGAGCUGAGGGCUUCCCAUCCCCUUUUGCAGGGGAGGGCUGUCAGUCGGCGGGGUGCGCACUGGGGGCACCUCAGCCCCCACCGGCUAGCCCCACAUCACCACCACCACCACACACAAAAAAAAUUGGAUACAUUUUGAAUAAAGCGAUUCGGUUCCUUAUCCGGGGACUGGGUUGCUCCGUGUGAUUGGCCGGCGGAGUCACAUGGUGAAAGUAACUUUACAGGGUCGCUAGCUAGUAGGAGGGCUUUAUGGAGCAGAAAAACGACAAAGCGAGAAAAAUUAUUUUCCACUCCAGAAAUUAAUGAUCAUGAGCUCGUAUUUGAUGGACUCUAACUACAUCGAUCCGAAAUUUCCUCCAUGCGAAGAAUAUUCGCAAAAUAGCUACAUCCCUGAACACAGUCCGGAAUAUUACGGCCGGACCAGGGAAUCGGGAUUCCAGCAUCACCACCAGGAGCUGUACCCACCACCGCCUCCGCGCCCUAGCUACCCCGAGCGCCAGUAUAGCUGCACCAGUCUCCAGGGGCCGGGCAAUUCGCGAGGCCACGGGCCGGCCCAGGCGGGCCACCACCAGCCCGAGAAAUCACAGCCGCUCUGCGAGCCGGCGCCUCUAUCAGGCGCCUCCGCCUCCCCGUCCCCAGCCCCGCCAGCCUGCAGCCAGCCAGCCCCUGACCAUCCCUCCAGCGCCGCCAGCAAGCAACCCAUAGUCUACCCAUGGAUGAAAAAAAUCCACGUUAGCACGGUGAACCCCAAUUAUAACGGAGGGGAACCCAAGCGCUCGAGGACAGCCUACACCCGGCAGCAAGUCCUGGAAUUAGAGAAAGAGUUUCAUUACAAUCGCUACCUGACCCGAAGGAGAAGGAUCGAGAUCGCCCACUCGCUGUGCCUCUCUGAGAGGCAGAUCAAAAUCUGGUUCCAAAACCGUCGCAUGAAAUGGAAGAAGGACCACCGACUCCCCAACACCAAAGUCAGGUCAGCGCCCCCGGCCGGCGCUGCGCCCAGCACCCUCUCGGCAGCCACCCCGGGCACUUCUGAAGACCACUCCCAGAGCGCCACGCCGCUAGAGCAACGGGCAGAGGACAUUACCAGGUUAUAAAACAUAACUCACACCCUGCCCCCACCCCGUGCCCCCGUCCUCCCCUCACACACAAAUUGACUCUUAUUUAUAGAAUUUAAUAUAUAUAUAUUUUUUGGUUCUUUUCUCUCUUCCUCCCACCUUGUCCCUUGUCAAUUCCAAACUGACAAAACAGAUAAACAAGCCCUCUGCCCUUGUCUCCCUUCCACUGUUAAGGACCCUUUUAAGCAUGUGAUGUUGUCUUAGCAUGGUACCUGCUGGGGGUUUUUUGUUGUUGUUGUUGUUUUUAUUUUUUUUAAAGGCCAUUUUGGGGGGUUAUUUAUUUUUUAAGGAAAAAGCUGCAAAAAUUAUAUAUUGUAAGGUGCGAUGGUCUGGUUUGGGUGAAUUUCAGGGGAAAUGAGGAAAAGAAAAAAGGAAAGAGAGAUUUUUAAGCCAAUUCUCAUCCUUCUCCUCCUCCUCCUUCCCCCCUCUUUCCUUAGGCCUUUUGCAUUGAAAAUGCACCAGGGGAGGUUAGUGAGGGGGAAGUCAUUUUAAGGAGAACAAAGCUAUGAAGUUCUUUUGUAUUAUUGUUGGGGGGGGGCUGGGAGGAGAGGGGGGACGACAGCAGACAAAGCUAAAUGCAUCUGAAGAGCCUCUCAGAGCUGUUCAGUUUGAGGAGCCAAAAGAAAAUAAAAAUGAACUUUCAGUUCAGAGAGGCAGUCUAUAGGUAGAAACCCCCCCACCCCACCAUCGUGGUUAUUGUGUUUUUGGACUGAAUUUACUUGAUUAUUGUAAAACUUGCAAUAAAGAAUUUUAGUGUCGAUGUGAAAUGCCCCGUGAUCAAUAAUAAACCAGUGGAUGUGAAUUAGUUUUA
Leptonychotes weddellii (Weddell seal) is the source of this 2227-nucleotide messenger RNA. It is a transcript of the gene HOXC4, whose product is annotated as homeobox C4. The record is from RefSeq and is a predicted model, not a curated record. Lineage: Eukaryota; Metazoa; Chordata; Mammalia; Carnivora; Phocidae. Gene Ontology annotation, molecular function: RNA polymerase II cis-regulatory region sequence-specific DNA binding; DNA-binding transcription factor activity, RNA polymerase II-specific. Gene Ontology annotation, cellular component: nucleus; nucleoplasm. Gene Ontology annotation, biological process: embryonic skeletal system morphogenesis; anterior/posterior pattern specification; positive regulation of transcription by RNA polymerase II.